UAACCAAACACUGUGGCUAGCUCACACAGGCUCUGGGCUUCAGGCGGUAUUCAGGAAGUGGUCAGAUUGUAGGACAGACAGUAUUUUCCAGCCACUGUUGUGAGAAGUGUCUUAGCAGUCAUGGAUUCAUCAAACAGUCCAAAGAAAAAAGUAGUUGUCAUCGGUGGUGGCUUGGUUGGAGCACUAAAUGCAUGCUUCUUUGCAAAGAGGAAUUUCCACGUUGAUGUAUAUGAAGCAAGGGAAGAUAUCAGGGUGGCUAAAUUUAUCCGAGGAAGAAGCAUUAACUUGGCCCUUUCUUAUAGAGGACGGCAGGCUUUGAAAGUCAUUGGCCUGGAAGAUAAGAUUGUUUCCAAAGGUGUGCCCAUGAGAGCAAGAAUGAUUCACUCUCUUUCAGGAAAGAAAUACGCAAUUCCUUAUGGGACCAAGUCUCAGUAUAUCCUUUCCAUAAGCAGAGAACAGUUGAAUAAGGAUCUACUGACUGCUGUGGAGUCAUACCCCAACGCAAAGGUGCACUUCGGCCACAAGCUGUUGAAAUGCAAUCCGGAGGAAGGGAUGGUCACCCUGCUUGGAUCCGACAAAGUUCCCAAGGAUGUUACUUGCGACCUCAUUGUCGGAUGCGAUGGAGCUUAUUCAACUGUCAGAGCCCACCUCAUGAAGAAGCCCCGCUUUGACUACAGUCAGCGAUACAUUCCUCACGGCUACAUGGAGCUGACAAUCCCUCCCAAGAACGGGGAUUAUGCCAUGGAACCUAAUUAUCUGCAUAUUUGGCCUAGGAAUGCCUUUAUGAUGAUUGCGCUUCCUAACAUGAACAAAUCCUUCACGUGUACUUUAUUCAUGUCCUUUGAAGAGUUCGAAAAACUUCCGACCAGUGUUGACGUGCUGGAUUUCUUCCAGAAGAACUUUCCAGAUGCCAUUCCUCUAAUGGGAGAGCAAGCCCUGGUGCGAGACUUCUUCCAGCUGCCUGCUCAGCCCAUGAUAUCUGUGAAGUGCUCUCCUUUUCACUUUAAGUCACACUGUGUGCUGAUGGGAGAUGCAGCUCAUGCCAUUGUCCCAUUUUUUGGGCAAGGAAUGAAUGCGGGCUUUGAAGACUGCCUAGUAUUUGAUGAGCUAAUGGACAAAUUCAAUAAUGAUCUUAGUGUAUGUCUUCCUGAAUAUUCAAGAUUUAGGAUUCCAGAUGAUCAUGCGAUUUCAGACUUAUCUAUGUACAAUUACAUUGAGAUGCGAGCACAUGUCAACUCUAGAUGGUUCAUAUUUCACAAGGGCAUAGAGCAAUGCCUCCACGCUAUGAUGCCAUCCACCUUUAUUCCUCUCUACACAAUGGUGGCUUUUUCCAGAAUAAGAUACCAUGAGGCUGUACUGCGCUGGCAUUGGCAAAAAAAGGUGAUAAACAAAGGACUUGCCGUCCUUGGGUUGCUAGUGGCCGUUGGUACUGCCCAUCUCCUUGUGAACCACAUGUCCCUGCGACCUCUUGACUACCUGAGAAGACUGCCAGAGAGCUGGGCUCGUUUGCUUCCGGAAUAUGGGGCCCGUGUCGCUGAAAACUCCAUGGAGACACUAGAACAAAUUCCCUACUUCACUAACCUGUGACAGCAAGGUCCCAGGGUCGCAACUAUUUAAUUUAAUUCACUGCAGGAAGAUAAUUGCCAGCAUGCGAAUAAAUCCAACAGAGAACUCACUGUGCGUUAGUUUGUACUUCCUAAGAGGGAAAAAUAACACAACUGUUUAAAGCCAAGGCUAAGGCAGAAGGGUGGCUAUGAGUUCAAUGCAAGCCUGGGAUACAGAGUGAGUUCCAGUCAGCCUGAGCCAGUGUGAGACCUUGGCUAAUAAAUAAAUAAACUUAAAGCAAAAAUACCACUAUUUUUAAGUUGUAACAUGAGACAUCCACUUUCACAUUCCACUUUACAUACUCAGGUUGGAUCAUUGUACAUUUGAAACUAUAAUGAUCAAGGUCUCUUUCCUGGGGCUGGAGAGAUGGCUUAGCGGUUAAGCGCUUGCCUGUGAAGCCUAAGGAUCCCGGUUCGAGGCUCGAUUCCCCAGGACCCACGUUAGCCAGAAGCA
Jaculus jaculus (lesser Egyptian jerboa) is the source of this 2058-nucleotide messenger RNA. It is a transcript of the gene Kmo, whose product is annotated as kynurenine 3-monooxygenase. Gene Ontology annotation, molecular function: kynurenine 3-monooxygenase activity; FAD binding; NAD(P)H oxidase H2O2-forming activity. The record is from RefSeq and is a predicted model, not a curated record. The coding region runs from base 121 to 1587 and encodes 488 amino acids. Gene Ontology annotation, cellular component: mitochondrial outer membrane. NCBI's taxonomy places the organism in Eukaryota, Metazoa, Chordata, Mammalia, Rodentia, Dipodidae. Gene Ontology annotation, biological process: L-tryptophan catabolic process; NAD+ metabolic process; quinolinate biosynthetic process. The transcript has 15 exons.